AUUUUUACAUUCUUCUUUAAGCUUAUUUGUCUGAUUUGCAACUUCUGGUUCUAAUACACGAAUCUUACUUAAAUCAUCGAUAUAAAUUCCAUACUUUGCUAAAGGGUCAGCCAUUUUCUUAAAUAAACAAACGAUUAACUGAUAGUUGCGCUUGCGCGUAUCUAGAACUAGUCUUCGUUUCUUUGUACUAGUCACUCGCCAAAAUGGGAAUACGAUAGGCUAUAUUUUUUUGCCGAGUCGUAAGACACAAAAAAGUAGUGAAAAAAUCGUGUUAUUUAAUAAGAUUUUAAUAUUUAAAAUGAGAUUAAUAAAUGCCACGUAAAAUAUCUUUCUAUUGGUUAUCGUUUAUCGUUGUGUUGGCGCUCAAGCACAACGCUUUGUUCUUUCUCUAUUAAAUUUUAUAUUUAACAUUUAAAAAUCGAUAUACUUUCUCGUCUAAUUAUUUAUUAACAUUGAUAUUUGACGAUCUGAUAUAUUGUCAUUAUUCGUAAUGUCUGGAAAUCACAAAGCGGGAAUUAAAUAUCCUUCGGAAUAUGUCAAGCUCAAUAUCGGCGGUUCCUUACAUUACACUACUUUAGGGACACUCCAAAAACAUGAUACUAUGUUACGUGCUAUGUUUAGUGGUCGCAUGGAAAUUCUUACAGAUCCCGAAGGGUGGAUAUUAAUAGAUAGGUGUGGAAAACAUUUUGGAACAAUCUUAAAUUUUCUAAGAGACGGAUCAGUUCCAUUACCAGAAAGUACAAGAGAAAUGGCAGAAUUACUUGCAGAAGCAAAAUAUUAUUGUAUUACCGAACUAGCUGAAUCUUGUGAACAAGCACUUCUUCGAAAAGAGAGAGAAGCAGAACCUAUUUGUAGAAUUCCACUUAUUACUUCUCAGAAAGAAGAGCAAUUAUUAAUUAGUAGUACUACUAAACCAGUAGUGAAGUUGCUUGUUAAUAGACAUAAUAACAAGUAUUCAUAUACAAGUACAUCAGAUGACAAUCUCUUGAAAAACAUAGAAUUGUUCGACAAAAUGUCCCUUAGAUUUGGUCGUAGAGUGUUAUUUAUUAAAGAUGUAAUUGGCUCCAGUGAAAUUUGCUGUUGGACAUUUUAUGGUCAUGGUCGCAAAGUUGCAGAAGUUUGUUGCCAUUCCAUUGUUUAUACAACUGAUAAAAAACAUACAAAGGUUGAGUUUCCAGAGGCCAGAAUUUAUGAAGAAACAUUAAAUAUUUUGUUAUAUGAACAUCGAAAUGGUCCUGAUCAAGAAUUAAUGCAAGCAACAUCAUCACGUGGUGCAGUCAGUGGUGCACCACCUUGUACAUCAGAUGAAGAAGAGGGAAACUAGUACGUCCCAUCAUACAUGGGGUAACCAUGGUCUACUUAUUAAAUCAACGAAAUUUUUUAUCUGGCCACAUUGUAUAACUAAAUAAUAUUUCUGUUUUACAAUUAUUUAAAAAUAUAUAACAAAAUUUUGUCUUGUAUCCGGGUGAAUUGAUUACCUUUUUAAAUAUUUAAAAUGAUAAAUGAUUUUAUUCAUUAAUUAAAAAUUUAGAAAUAUAUUUAAAUAUUGCUCAAAUAACAAAUAUCUUUUUGUCUACACUUUUAAAAUUCCAUAUAUAUAUAUUUAUCUAUCUUUUUUGUAAAAAUGAAUAUACAAAUGAGUUUGCAGACUUGCCAAAAUUUAUUAAGAAUUAAAUUGUAGUAUCAUAUAUAUGUAUACAAAAAUGAAUGUCAAAUUUUAUCUAUUAGAUAUAAAUGGCCCUGAUAUAUAUGUAAAUAUUAUUAUUCUGUCACGAUAAAAUAAUCAUAGUAUUAUAUUUUAUAUUUUAUGAAAAAUACAUUAAAUUAAAAUUAUAAUAUAAGAUUAGAUUUAGAUAACAUUAAUAAUAAUAAUAAUAAUAUUCAUGUUUCAAAGAAUUAUUUAUGUAUAGUUCUAAUAUAUUAUUUAUAUAUUCUACAUGCAUAUUUACUAGAAAAAGACUGAUUUGUAAAAAUUUUUCUCCAAUUUUUGUUUAAAAGAACAUAUUUACAAAAUGUAAAAAUAUUACAUGUAGUAAUUCUUAUUAAACAUGAUAAAAAAAUAACAAAUAAAAAAUAA
Molecule: messenger RNA, 2077 nt
Organism: Apis florea (little honeybee)
Lineage: Eukaryota; Metazoa; Arthropoda; Insecta; Hymenoptera; Apidae
Product: BTB/POZ domain-containing adapter for CUL3-mediated RhoA degradation protein 3
Biological process (GO): protein homooligomerization
Molecular function (GO): protein binding
Source: RefSeq, a predicted model, not a curated record